AUGUCCACCUCAACCGAGACUAAGCAGCGCACAGUUGCCGCUCGCUUCGAGACCAGAGACUUGGUUACUUUCGACAAAGAUCAAGUUUAUGGCGACUGGCGCGACGAGUUUCACAAAAAUGGCUGCGUUCUGAUCAAGAAUGUCAUUUCUCCCGAACGUGCCCAGUACUACUGCGACAAACAGAUUCAAUGGCUGAAGAACUUCGAGCUUGGCUUCGACGAGACGGAUCCGAAAACUUGGACAGCCGAGCACCUCCCCGUCAGUUUCAAGGGCGGUAUGUACUUUGCCUAUGGCGCUACCCAUGAAAAGAUGGCUUGGGAAGCCCGGACUGAGCCCAUGGUGGUCGAGAUAUUUGAGAAGCUAUGGGAAACUAAGGAGUUGAUCACGUCUUUCGAUGGAAUGAACAUCUCCCUGCCAAACCGCACGGAUCUUAACUGGAGCCCUUGGCCUCACUGUGACCAGAAUCCGGAGCGAAAGGGCAUGCAAGCGGUCCAAGGACUCUUGAACUAUGCACCUAACGGCCCCAAUGAUGGCGGUUUAAUGUUGAUGAAGGGAUCAUCCAACCUGUUUAACGAGUUCUUCGAGCAUAAGGGAGAGUCUGCAGACCACGAAGACGCUCCACCCCCCGAGCUCCAGUAUAUGGACCUAUUCCUUUUUAGCAAAAAAGACAUCAAGUGGUUCGAAGAGCGAGGUUGUGAGUUGGUCAAAAUCAAUAUGGAGCCCGGCGACUUUGUGAUGUGGGAUUCUCGUACCAUGCACUACGCUUGUCUGCCCGAGGGUGAUCAGAUUCGACAUGUGCAGUAUAUCUGUAUGACCCCGAGAAGGUUUGCUGAGGAGGAAGCCUUGAAAGCAAAGAAACAAUGCUUCGAGACUUUUACCGGCACUACCCAUUGGCCGCAUUGUAACAUUCGUCCAGCCGAGGAUAAGCCUAUGCGCAAUGGAGAGGUCUGCCCUAAAUACAGAACGGAGCCGUUUGAGAAGCCAACCAUUACUGACCAAGUGCUUCGUCUCGCCGGAGUAAAGCCUUACUGA
Penicillium antarcticum is the source of this 1032-nucleotide messenger RNA. RefSeq lists its product as uncharacterized. Lineage: Eukaryota; Fungi; Ascomycota; Eurotiomycetes; Eurotiales; Aspergillaceae. Bases 1 to 1032 code for a protein of 343 amino acids. The record is from RefSeq and is a predicted model, not a curated record. The transcript is spliced from 3 exons.